Messenger RNA from Miscanthus lutarioriparius, 2865 nucleotides. Lineage: Eukaryota; Viridiplantae; Streptophyta; Magnoliopsida; Poales; Poaceae. The record is from the annotation of a GenBank genome assembly.
AUGGUGGCGAUGCAGCAGCUGCUACUUCUGUUCUUGCUCUUGGUAUAUGUCCGGCCAAGUUUCAGUCAGACGAACUCCCAAGAUGUUGCUGCACUUAAGGCUUUGAUGAAUAAUUGGCGAAAUGAACCAGAAAGCUGGACAGGUUCAACCGAUCCCUGCACCUCCUGGGUUGGAAUUUCCUGUUCCAAUGGUCGGGUGACAGAAAUGAGAUUAGCAAGCAUGAAUCUGCAAGGUACAUUAAGCAAUGCCAUAGGCCAACUAUCUGCUUUGAAAUAUCUGGAUCUGUCUAACAACCAAAACCUCGGGGGUCCACUUACUCCAAAUAUUGGAAAUCUGAAGCAGCUCACCACUCUGAUUUUGCUUGGAUGCAAGUUCACAGGGAAUAUCCCGGAAGAAAUAGGCAACUUAUCACAGCUCACAUUCCUGGCACUAAACUCAAAUAACUUCACUGGUGGAAUUCCACCAACACUUGGCCUCCUUUCAAAUCUUUUCUGGUUGGACAUGUCAGCAAAUCAGUUGUCAGGACAAAUACCAGUUUCUCCAGGGUUGAAUCAACUUGUCAACACGAGGCAUUUCCACUUCAGUGAGAACCAGUUGACAGGCCCGAUGAGCGAAAGCCUUUUCAGUGACAAGAUGAACCUUAUACAUGUGAUAUUUAAUAAUAACAACUUUACUGGACCAAUCCCAGCAUCUCUUGGAAAAGUCAAAUCACUUCAAAUAAUCCAACUAGAUCAUAACCAGUUCAGCGGUCCAGUUCCCAAUAGUAUUGCCGCCCUAAGUAACCUGAUGGAACUGAGUUUAGCAAACAACCAACUGAACGGGACCGUGCCGGAUCUCACUGAUGUAACCCAGCUAGAUUAUGUAGACCUAAGCAAUAAUAACUUUGCAAGCUCGCCAGCACCAGGAUGGUUUUCAACGUUGACAUCCCUAAAUACCAUAUUUAUGGAUAAUGAUGAUCUUAAUGGGACAAUCCCUAGUGCUAUGUUCAGUCUCCCCAACCUGCAGCAAGUAUCACUAGCUAGGAACGCGUUCAGUGGGAAACUUAAUCUGACAGGUAACAUCAGCUCGCAGUUGCGGGUUGUUAAUUUGACAUCUAAUCAAAUCAUCGAAGCGAAUGUAACGGGUUACAGCAACAGCCUUAUAUUAACAGAGAAUCCUGUAUGUUUGGAUAACAUUAGUUUCUGCACACUCAAGCAAAAGCUGCAAGCGCCAUAUGCCACUAACCUUGGCCCAUGUGCUGCCAUUCCAUGCCCCUUUGAUCAGUCAGCAAGUCCAGUCACUUCACAGAACUGUGCAUGCACCAAUCCCUUUCAGGGUUUGAUGAUCUUCCAAGCACCCGCCUUCUCUGAUGUCAUAAGCCCCACGAUGUUCCAACUUCUGGAGUCAACGCUUAUGCAGAACCUUAGCCUGGCACCAAGAUCAGUUGCCAUUUCCAAUGUUCAAUUCAGUCCAGGAAACCCUCUAAUAUUGACAGUGAAGAUUUUUCCAGCCAGUGGAACGAGCUUCAAUCGCUCAGAAGUCAUAAGAAUCAUUUCUCCUCUGGUCAACCAAACUUAUAAAGCCCCAACUAAUUUUGGACCAUACAGCUUCAUAGCGAGCACAUACUUUCCAGCUCCCAGCAAUAAAAAGUCCUCAAUGGGCAAGGCAGCAAUAAUUGGAAUAGCAAUCGCGGGUGUUGUCCUUAUUCUUGGCCUUAUUGUGGUAGCAAUAUAUGCUCUACGACAGAAAAGAAUAGCCAAGGAGGCAGUAGAGCGAACUACAAAUCCUUUCGCAUCAUGGGGAGCUGGUGGGACAGACAACGGAGAUGCACCACAACUGAAGGGUGCAAGAUACUUUUCAUUCGAGGAACUGAAAAAAUGCACCAAUAAUUUCUCAGAAACUCAUGAGAUAGGAUCCGGAGGAUAUGGGAAGGUGUACAAAGGAACACUAGCAAACGGGCAAAUAGCUGCAAUAAAACGCGCGCAGCAAGGAUCCAUGCAAGGUGCAGCUGAAUUCAAGAAUGAGAUAGAACUGCUGUCCAGGGUUCAUCACAAGAACCUAGUGAGCCUAGUGGGUUUCUGCUACGAACAAGGGGAACAGAUGUUGGUUUAUGAAUAUAUUCCUUAUGGGACAUUAAGGGAGAACUUGAUGGGUAAAAGAGGAGUGAACUUAGAUUGGAAGAACCGCCUCAGGAUUGCCAUUGGCUCAGCAAAAGGUCUAGCAUACCUCCAUGAACUUGCUGAUCCACCAAUCAUACACAGAGAUAUCAAAUCAACCAAUAUCCUUUUGGAUGAAAGUCUCAAUGCUAAGGUUGCUGAUUUUGGUCUUUCAAAACUUGUGUCUGACACACAAAAGGGCCAUGUUUCUACCCAAGUAAAGGGAACAUUGGGCUAUUUGGAUCCUGAAUAUUACAUGACGCAACAGCUCUCUGAAAAGAGUGAUGUCUACAGCUUUGGAGUUGUCCUGCUAGAACUAAUAACUGCCAGCCAGCCCAUAGAGAAAGGCAGGUAUAUUGUCCGUGAGAUCAGGACAGCAAUAGAUCAAUAUGAUCAAGAAUACUAUGGCUUGAAGGGCCUAAUCGAUCCAAAAAUCCGGGAUUCAGCUAAAUUAAUUGGCUUCAGGAGAUUUAUACAGUUGGCUAUGGAAUGUGUGGAAGAGUCUGCUGUUGACCGCCCAACAAUGAAUGAUGUGGUGAAGGAACUUGAGAUCAUCAUACAGAAUGAAGGGGCACAAUUGUUAAACUCAGCGUCUUUAUCAGUUGAACAAUUUGGAAACGAAAAGAGUCGAGAUCCUUAUGCAGAACAUUUGCCUAUGAAUGAUGAAAGCAGCAGCAACACUUUUGACUACAACAGUGUGUAUUCAUACUCAGCUGUUCAACCAAAGUAG